Molecule: messenger RNA, 513 nt
Organism: Lactuca sativa (garden lettuce)
Lineage: Eukaryota; Viridiplantae; Streptophyta; Magnoliopsida; Asterales; Asteraceae
Source: RefSeq, a predicted model, not a curated record
AUGGACGUAUUCAAAGAUUAUGACUCCGAGAUCAUUUACCAUCUAGGUAAAGAGAAUGUGGUGGUGGAUGCUUUGAUCCGCAAGUUGGCUGGGUCAUCAGAUUGGGCAUCGUGUAUGAGGAUAUCAGUGGAUUCUCCGCUUUUGGAAUUGAUUAGGGAGGCUCAGGUCGAGGGUGUUUGGGAAGAGAACUGGAAGAUAGAUAGGAUCAGGGAUGAGAUCGCCAUAUUUGUUCCGGAUAGUCGUGGACUCUUGACCUGUUGUGGUCGGGUAUGGGUUCCUAUGUUUGGUGGGGUCAGACAAAUUGUGUUGGAGGAAGCUCGUAGGUCUCAUUUCUCUAUCCAUCUGGGGACCACCAAGAUGCAUCGGGAUCUAAGAUUGAGUUAUUGGUGGCUAUGCAUGAAGUGGGAGAUCGCCUGGUACGUGGAGAGGUUCUUAACUUGCAGGAUGGUUAAGGCCGAGCAUCAGAGGCCGCAUGGCAAGCUGCAACCUCUGGAUCUUCCCAUGUGGAAAUAG